Messenger RNA from Didymodactylos carnosus, 669 nucleotides. NCBI's taxonomy places the organism in Eukaryota, Metazoa, Rotifera, Eurotatoria, Philodinida, Philodinidae. The record is from the annotation of a GenBank genome assembly.
AUGGAUCGACGAAAAAAUCAGUUGAAUACCGAAAAAUACACAGAUAUUCAAGAAGGUGAAGAAUAUCGUCGUUUAGCUGAGCAGUAUGCUCACGAACAAAUGGAAUUGUCCAAAUUUCGAAAAAUAACACAAAGUGAUGUUAGAUCUAUGUACGAUAAAACAUUAGAAAACAAACAAAAAGUGAAAGAAAUGGAAAAACAAAUGGACGAUGAAGAAGAUGAAGAAUUAAGAAUUUAUGCUGCAGCUAAAAAGAAAAUUGCUCGAUUAAGACGCGAGAAAGAAAUAGAAGCGCACAAAGAAAAACAAGAAGCACGUGAUCAUAUGAUCGGCUAUUUGGGUUCAUUACAAAAACGGCAAGAGGCUGAUGAUGAUACAAGAAUAGCACGUGCUCAAGCUCAAAGAGAAGCCAAAGAGUUGAAAGAAGAACAAGAAAAACUUGAAAAACAACAGAAAAUGCAAGAUUCAAUUACUAAACAUCGAUACGAAUCAAUGAAACGACAGGAGGCUGAAAAAGAAAUGGAAGAACGUGAAGAAGCUGAAAUGAGACGUAAAAAAGCCGAAGCUGAUCAAUUAUUUCGUUUAUACCAACAAGAAAAAGAAAAACAACGUACCGCAAAUUCAAGCGAAUUAGCCAAAUAUCAUACGAAACAAGCAGUGAGUUCACACUGA